This is a messenger RNA of Zerene cesonia (dogface butterfly), 4215 nucleotides long. RefSeq names its product vacuolar protein sorting-associated protein 11 homolog (gene Vps11). Bases 164 to 3304 code for a protein of 1046 amino acids. NCBI's taxonomy places the organism in Eukaryota, Metazoa, Arthropoda, Insecta, Lepidoptera, Pieridae. Gene Ontology annotation, cellular component: HOPS complex; endosome. The transcript has 17 exons. The record is from RefSeq and is a predicted model, not a curated record. Gene Ontology annotation, molecular function: protein-macromolecule adaptor activity; protein binding. Gene Ontology annotation, biological process: vesicle-mediated transport; vacuole organization; intracellular protein transport.
GUCAUUGAUAAAUUAAUAAUAUGUCAGCUCAAUUUACAAAAUUACAAAUUCGUAAAGUAAAUUUAUGUAAGUGAUUUUGUAAAAUUAAUCAUCAUAUUUUCUGUAAUUAUAUUAGAAAAAGUCCACUGUUGUUUCAAUGCUGCUUUAAUAACGCCUUUUUAUAAUGGCGUUUUUAGAGUGGCGACGGUUUUCGUUUUUUGAUAUACACAAGAAUAUAGACAAUGGAAAGAUUGCAGAAUGCCUUCAAGAUACUAAUGUAACAGUAGCAACAAGCGGGAAUAACCAUGUUGUCCUGUGUGACUUGACUGGCUGGGCUCACCUGAUCUCUCGUUCUUGGGAGAUCACAUCGUUUAAGGCAUAUGAACUGGUCAUCACUCAUGCCCAACAAUUGCCUCAUGAUCCACUGUUGGUUACAAUUGGCGAAGAUGAGGCAGGUGUCACACCACUUAUUAAAGUGUGGGACUGGUCAAGAGUGGAUAGACAUGGCAAUCCACAGUGUGUUAAGACCUCUAGAGCAGUGCCAUCUCAUAUGUUCCCGACACCAGCCACUGCACUUGCUGUACAUGAUAAUAAGAAUCUUCUAGCAGUUGGCUUCCAAGAUGGCUCAGUAUCUUUAUUCCGUGGCGACAUAGCCAGACAACGCAGUGGCAAAAUGAAAACACUGUCGGAUACAGGAACUAGUCCUAUCACAGGACUUGCUUUCAAAGAUGCCGAUAAGCUGUUUGUGGUGUCCCGCAACUGUGUGAUGGUGUGCUGGUUGACCAACGAGCGGUGCGUGGUGCUGGACGCCAUGGGCGCGGUGGCCGGCUGCAGCGUGCUGGCCGACAGGCACCGCCUCACCGUCGCCACUAGUGACGCAAUAUACUGCUACACUACGGAGGGUCGCGGGCCUUGUUACGCCCUCGAAGGCGAGAAGCUGCGUCUCAAUUGGUUCCGCAGCUAUCUCGUCAUAACUACAAACGAAACUUCGAACAAGCCGUCCAGUUCAACGAAUACUCCCAAAUCUCACCAUGUCACUAUAUUGGACAUACAGAACAAAUUCAUAGUUUUCUCAAAGACAUUUGAGGAAAUUGAUGCUGUUUUGACGGAAUGGGGGUCCUUCUACAUCCUUACCAAGAAUAAGGAGAUGAUAUAUCUGGACGAGAAGGAUCUUCAAUCGAAACUGUCGUUACUUUUUAAGAAAAAUUUGUACGACGUCGCAAUUCGUAUUGCCAGCAGCCAACACUAUGAUGCCGAGGGACUCAUUGAGAUUUAUAAGCAGUAUGGCGAUCACUUGUACAGCAAAGGUGAUCUCAAAGGAGCGAUAGAUCAAUACGUCAAAACAAUCGGAUGGCUAGAAACAUCCUAUGUGAUUCGGAAAUAUCUAGAAUCAAGACAUUUAGAGCCACUUAUACAAUACCUAGAAGAACUUCACAAGAAGGGCUAUGCUACGGAAGACCACACGACUUUACUAUUGACAUGUUACGUGAAAAUAGACCAGCAUGAUCAGCAAGGGAAACUGAAGGAAUUCAUCAACUCUAAGGACAAGGCCAUUGAUUUUGAUGUUGAUGUAGCUAUAAAGGUGGUCCGUCAAGUAAGUGUAGACGACGCUCUGUCGCUCGCCGCCAACCACAACCGACACGACUGGUAUCUCAAAAUGAUAAUUGAGGAUAAAAAGGAAUAUAUAAAAGCGUUGGAUUACAUCGCCGAGUUGGAAUUUGAUGACGCCGAUUCGUAUAUGAAGAAGUAUGGGCAUAAGUUGAUACAGCACGAGCCAGAAGAGAGCACCAAAUUGUUAAAAUUACUAUGCACCGACUACAAGCCACGUAGUCGACCUCUAGUAGACGAAACAUCCCUAGCUGGUCGGUAUCGUGAACCAGACCGCGCCCUACCAGACGACUUCAUACACAUGUUCCUCAGUAACUCGGAGCGGCUGAUCGCCUUCCUGGAACACAUGAUAUCCACGGACGUGAAGUGUUCCACGCUCGUGUAUGACGCGCUUAUAGAACAUUAUAUACAUGUUUGGGCGAAGUCUCCAGAUAGCGACAAGGAAAUAUACGAAAACAAGAUACUGGGAGUUCUGAAGGAUCCUGACGCCAACUACGACAAGGACCACACUCUGAUCAUCUGCCAAAUGUUAGGAUUCAAGGCUGGAAUACUACAUUUGUAUGAGGAGAAGAAAUUGUGGCGCUCCAUGGUGUCGCUGGAGGUGCGCGCGGGGCGGGCGGAGCGCGCGCUGGGCGUGUGCCGGCGGCGCGGUGCGGCGUGCCCGCGGCUGUGGCUCGACGUGCUGUGGGCGCCGCCGCCGCCCGCCUGCCUGCCCGAGCUGCUGCACGUUGUUGCGACUGAAAAACUUAUGUCCCCAAUUCUAGUCAUUGAUUGUUUGGCGAGCACACCAACAUACACACUCGGAGAUGUUCGGAAAUAUCUAAUGGACGUGCUCAAAUCUGAGGACGAAGUAAUCACCCGCGAAUUAGAAUUAGCCACUAAGUACAAGAGCGAAAUCGAGAAGAUGAAGGCCCACAUCCAAGUGAUUCAGCACGAGCCGGUGACGUUCCAGAGCUCAAGGUGUGCUGCGUGCAAUAGACCACUGGAAUUGCCGACCGUGCAUUUCUUGUGUCAGCAUUCGUUCCACCAGGACUGCUUCCAGACAUACAGCGAGUCGGAACGCGAGUGUCCCGCGUGCGGGCGACCCGCGCGCCGCAGCGAGCCGCCGCCGCGCGCCGCCGAGGCGCUGCACGCGCGCCUGCUGCACCAGCCCGACCCGUUUGCAGUAGUAUCGGAGUACUUCGGACGCGGUUUAUUCAACAAAGUGACGGUUGUGACCGAACCGCCGACUCCCAGCACAGAUGUACCAAGCGUACAACCGAACAAACAGACAAGCAUACAGACAAAUGUACAAACGAGCGCGCAGACAAACUUGCAGAACUAUGGUCCCGGUGCUGAGGCCAAACUCCGGCUGCAAGAAGGACAGAGUAAGCAAGUGUUCGUAUCGAAUGCGGCUAAACAAAUUGCACCCAAGGGCACCUCUGUGGUGCCCGUCCCCGAGGGACGGAUGCGAGUGUUGGAGCAGCAGCAGUACAGCUCCAGUCUCGAAGCCAACAUGACCAGACUCGAGCCAAGGGUCCACGCGAUCACCAUCCCCAGAGAGCAAGUGUCCCCAAAACUGUCCCCGAAUAUAUCGUCGGCUGUCACCAACUCGAACCCCUUCGAUGACACAUACGAUGAGACGAAGAACCCCUUCGCUGACGAAGAGUCGAGCGACCCCGCUAACCCCUUCUCAGAAGAUGAUGAUUAUGAUAAGAACUUGAAUCCCUUCGCGUGAACGUGUUAUAUGAUAUUGAUAUGCGCUUUUCGUGUUAUGCGUAAUACUGAGCUGUAUGCGAGCGUGUUAUGCGAAAACUGUGUUAUGUUCAAAGCGAAUUUUCGGAUAAAUAUUAUGUAAUUGAGAUAAAGGUACACUUCUACGUAUAUCUACGAGUAUCUAUAUAUUUAGGUAAAAUAUAUGUGUUUUGUUGUUAAACCCUACAUUUGCUUUAAGGUGUUUGGGAACUGUGCACUACUCAAUGUAGGUCCUCUGAGAGUUUUGUAUAUUCAUAAAAAAGUUUUUAAUUGCAAACAGUAUGUAAUCGCUGCUAUAGAGUUGUCACAUUUCAGGAGGAUUUUUAGUUUAUUUUCAUAUUGCACAUAUGACCGUUAGUUGAAAAUUAUUAUGUUGAAGAUUUUAUUAGUAAUAAAAAACGUCAUUGUUUGUUCUUUUUUUACGUCUACGUUGAUAUUAAAAUUAUGAAACUAAAGCUGCUUACUCGUCCGUACGUCACUCAAAUUUAAAUCAUGUCCAGUAUAUUUUUCAAUGCUUAAUUAAGAUAUAUGUUUAGAAUUAUAAUCGAAGCGUAGCUUUAGGUAGAUAUUUAUUUUUUUUUUAUUUAUAUCAUCAUUCCAAUCAAUCUUAUCAUUAAACAAUAACAUAAUUUCUUCGGUUAUUCUGUAAAUUGAAAAAUAUGUGUUUGUAUUUUAGUUUCUAUGUCAGAGUAAGGAAUCGGAAUCGAGAGGACACAUUAUAUUUAAAACGAUUGUUUUGUUCUCAAUAAAAAUGUAUAUAUAAGGUAUUCAUGAAAAUUGCACGUAACUGUGUAUAAUUGUAUUCCUAAUAGUUGUAUAUUUAGGCUUGGAAAUGAAUUUAUUUAAUAUAAUACGAAAUAUAUAAGGUAAAGAAUUGUAUUAAUAAACUGCACU